Phycodurus eques (leafy seadragon) is the source of this 3949-nucleotide messenger RNA. RefSeq names its product pleckstrin homology domain-containing family A member 1-like. The record is from RefSeq and is a predicted model, not a curated record. The transcript has 12 exons. NCBI's taxonomy places the organism in Eukaryota, Metazoa, Chordata, Actinopteri, Syngnathiformes, Syngnathidae. Gene Ontology annotation, molecular function: PDZ domain binding. The coding region runs from base 213 to 1469 and encodes 418 amino acids. Gene Ontology annotation, cellular component: cytoplasm; membrane.
GGAGACUGAGUGGGCCGGCCAGAGGCUUGCCAAAUCAGAUCAGAGCGCAGUUGGGAGGGGAUAGCGGGAAUGAAAAAAGGAGAGCGAGAUAGAAAGCGGUGAAAAAGCAGGAAGAAAGAGGAAGCCUUGGAGUUCUUGUUUGCUCUUCUUCUCUCUGCUCCUGUCCUCUGCUUUUUCGGCCCGAGCAGGCCAGGGAAUGUCCCGGCGGCGCCAUGCCUUACGUGGACCGGCAGAACCGCAUCUGUGGCUUCCUGGACAUCGAGGAGCACGAGAGCAGCGGCAAGUUCCUGCGCCGCUACUUCAUCCUGGACACGCAGCAGGGCAGCCUGGUGUGGUUCAUGGACAACCCGCAGAAUCUUCCAGUCGGCGCGGACUGCGUGGGCUCCCUGAAGCUCACUUACAUUUCUAAGGUCAGCGAUGCCACUAAGCUGCGGCCAAAGGCAGAGUUCUGUUUUGUCAUCAAUGCCGGGAUGAGGAAGGUCUUCCUGCAGGCCAACGAUCAGCAGGACCUGGUGGACUGGGUCAACGCGCUCAAUAAAGCCACUAAGAUCACGGUUCCAAAGGUCUCCGACGGCCAGCAGAAUUCUAAAAACCACAAGUCUUUGCAGGAUGCCGUGGGACCCAAGAAACAAGUGUCCUAUAAGACGGAGAUCAUAGGAGGGGUUCCCAUUGUGACGCAGACCCAGCAUGAAGGUGGCGACGGGGCAGAGCGAGCGGAGCGCGAGGCAAUGCAUCGCUCGCACAGCCAGCUGCCGUACUUUCUGGGCAGGCCAGCCCAGGACCACACGGUCAUCAAGUCGGGCUACUGUGUCAAGCAAGGCGCCGUGAUGAGGAACUGGAAACGGCGAUAUUUCCUCCUGGAGGAAAACUCCAUGAGCUACUUCAAGUCAGAUCUGGAGAAAGAUCCGCUGAGGAUGAUCCCGCUGAAGGAAGUUCACAAAGUGCAAGAGUGCAAACAAAGUGACAUUAUGAUGCGUGACAAUCUGUUUGAGGUGGUCACCACGUCUCGGACAUUUUAUAUACAGGCGGACAGUCCCGAGGAAAUGCAUAGUUGGAUCAAGGCUGUCUCGGGGGCAAUCGUGGCCCAGCGUGGACCCGGGAGGUCCGCUGCCACAGAGCACAGCGGCCGCUCCACAUUCUACCGCAGCCCCGCGGGCCCCCCCGUCCCUCGUUCGCCCGUAUCCUCCACGCCACCCCGCCAGCCAGAUUGGGGCGAUGCCGCCGCCGCCCUCGUCGCGUGCGGCCCACGCUCGCAGCCUGGCGUGGGACAGCGAGCACUUCAUGAGCCUGUUACCCCGGCCCACUCGCAGCCGCACGCCAGCCCGCCUCUCCCUGCAGGAGGCGCGCCUAGCAAAGUGAGCCCCUGCGCCGAGGAGUCGCCGUGGCGGCGGCGGAGUGCCCUGGAGCCGCACGUCCACGAGCCGCCCUUGAACCUGGACGACGCCGACCUGCCAGUGAGUGAGGUCUGAGCAGGACUUGUUAAACAGAAAACGGCUGACGCAAUGAGGAAGUGUUUUAGUGGAGACAAGGCGGCCGGUGCUGAACUUAAAAGCUCCUCCCUUCCUGGUGCUGUCGGUGCUAACACACACACGAAAAAAAAGCCGGGUCAUCCUCUGAACUUGUGUGCAAAGGUGACCCAGUCUUCACCCGCAGUCCACCCGCUCAUUUAUUUACCUUGGCGUAUUUAUUCGGCAAACUAAAUGACUAACGAACCCUUUUCACUGUGACAUCAGACCACUUUAGCUCAGUCUCUUCCUGCAGUUACCUUCACAUCUGCUGCUUGAAUUCACUAAUGGCGUCAUAAUGAAAGGUAAAAAAAAAAAAAAAAGUAACUAAAAGAAGCGCUAGACAGGGUGAGGACAAACAGACGAGUGUGAAAACACAUCAGCUGAGAUGCUAAUAUAGGCAGACCUGCUAGCCAAAGGAGAGAGCUGCUUUUUCAUCUCUGUAUAAGUCAGAUUUUAUCAUACUAAUUAUGAGAAAAAGCCUUGUCUUGGCUGAUUACAGCAGUAGCAGUGGUGGGCUACGUACGGUUCGCUACGUUCUUUAAUGCAGCCCUCUGAGCAUUUACAUCAUCAAGUCCUGUCAUAUUUGUUGGAUAUUUGUUGGAUUAAUUUAGCCCGAAAUUGGUUCAUUUUAAAUGUAUUUGACUGUAUUUGAAAUGACUUUAACAAUUGGUUAAUUGAUUAAUUUAAAAAAACAAAAAUUCCCACGUAUGUAUGUACUUUACUUGUACUUUAAUAACUGCUUAAUUCUAAUUAAAAUAAUUAUAAAUACAAUUUCAAAAUGAGAAUUAUCAUUUUAUUGUUAGAAUAAAAAAAGAACAAAUAUUUACAUCCACUGCGUGUGUGUGUGUGUGUGUGUGUGUGUGUGUGUGUGUAUACACACACACACACACACACGCAUGUGCCCAUGCGUACUAAAGUUUGACGACCACCCCUGGUCUUUAUCGACCAAAGGAAGCAGUACGCUCGACUUAAACUCGGUCAAAGCGCUCACACUGUGCGGAAAUCGCCAACACUGUACUUACAAUAAUAUGCCGUUUCAAACUAUUGUCAGCUGUUAUUAAAACAAAUCAAGACAACAAUCCGAGCUGUGACAAUUGGAAUGCUAAUGCUCAACACGCUGGAAUUCAUGUGAUUCAUGUAUUCAAACUCACUUUCUCUUUAUUAAUGUAUUAGCAUCUCCUCACAUUAGCGAAUACAGGUAGUGAAAGAGAAGGUGGCUGGGGGGGGUUACAAUGUCACUAUGAAAAAGGGUCUUACUGUCUUUGGAUUUCGAGGGCAUGUUCUGCUUCACGAGGAUGCACCUCUUUGACCACUAAGUGCCGAGAAUAAAAGGGAGCGUUGAGGGAUCACAAAAAAACAAGAGGACUGAACUUUUCAUCUCUCUAAUGGACCGAGUAUAAAUAAGCUGUGUGGUUCUUACACUCUCUUAACACUGGAUUUAACCCUGUUUUUGUUUGACCAGUGUCACUCUCCAGCCCGCUGUUUGGAUUUUUCACACAGAUCCUGGACUGUUUUCGGACUACCUGCAACUAUGCCUAAUAGCGUAAUUGCCUAAGUCAUUUUGGGGGGUUUUCCGAAGAAGAAAAAAAACAGAAACAACUAGUUCAACAAACGAGUGCAGUUGCCUCAGUUCAACCUUUGCUCAUUACCAUGACAUGGAAUGAUACAGACAUAAAGAAAAAAAGACCAUUUUUAGCAAGCACAUUGGUAUUUUUAUUGAUAGUGUUACAUUAAGUUAAAAAUGACUUGGGCAAAUAAGCUAUUAGGCUAACGAUAUUAAUAAGUUUGUGUUGACACUAAAUGUGUGUGUUUAUGUGUGUGUUGCAGCGGUUAAAAGUUUGACGUAUUUCUUCGAGCUCAAUUAGCCUCACCGCUAACAGUAGCACUCCAGUCGCCGAGGCACUGCAAGUUUUUUUUUUUGUUCUUUGUCGUUAUGCUGUUUUCAUUAAAAACAUGUUUUAAACAGACAAGUAAAUCUUGUACAUUUUAAUGACUCCCCACUAGGGAUGGGCAAAAUCGAUUCAUUGUGCGGUGUUGUCGAUUCAUUGUGUCUUCAAGCCAUUGAGACAAAAUGUAUUGCUCAGCUUUAAAAUUAAUUCUAAACUUAUUUGCUAUGCUGUCUAAAGGAAGCACAAUACAAGUCAAUUAAUUAGCCCAUUUCUAGAUUGUUCAUCCAGAGCCGCUCUUUUGUCCGCAUGAGUGCAUUCAAAUUAGUUGUGAUUUAUUUUUUAUUUCUUUUUGUACAUAUAUACAGUAUAGUACAUGUAGGCUUCUUUGCUUCAUUGCCCAAUGUGUUACCGUAGCAGACCCUCUCUCCACUGUGGUCUAAUAUACAGUACUCACCAUUCAAACUUGAUUCAUUUCACAUCUGAAGCUAUUUUAGCAUCCAUUCCAGUCUGAUGUAAUUGCUUUGGAUUGUCUCUAUUUAUUAUGUGGAUUAA